Molecule: messenger RNA, 504 nt
Organism: Cherax quadricarinatus
Lineage: Eukaryota; Metazoa; Arthropoda; Malacostraca; Decapoda; Parastacidae
Source: RefSeq, a predicted model, not a curated record
UCAUUUUAUUAGAUGGAUGAUCAGGGGAGCUCAAACAACUGUGGCAGCAGCUCUGGCAGUGAGAAGGGUAGUGGGACUAGAAUUACUAGAUCUCAGCGGGGAGGAAAUUCCAGCUCUACGGAAGAAUCAACAACAGCAUCAACGUCUACAGUUAAACCUGAACCAUCAGUGAAAGUAGAGGAAUCAGCUCGUCCUACAACUAACAUGGAUGAUGCAGUUCAUCCACGAAAAAGAAAAAUUAAGAUGAAGGAGCCAGAAGUGGAGUCUCCUGUUGUUUCACUUGUUGAUCAGCCAAUGAGUAAUUGCUAUGAAACAUUUCUCAGUAUUAGGAAACAGGUAGGUGUAACCAUAAUCCAUCAUUUUAUUUACCGUAAGACAUUCAUGCUCUUUUCAUUUAUAUAUAUCAACACAAAAGCACACACCUACCUUAUAGAUCUGCUAGCAGUUGUUGACAUGUAUAUAUGCAAUACAUGAAUAUUUUUUUUUUCUAAACUGGAGAACUUU